AUGAAGAUGAACGCGAAGAAGAAGAUGAAGGUGAAGAAAGGAUGUGUGGCGGUACAAGUGGGGCUGGAGGACGACGACAACGGCUUUCAGAGGUUCUCGAUCCCAAUCUCAUAUCUGUACCAUCCUCUGUUUCAGAUUCUUCUCGACAAAGCCCGCGAAGUCUAUGGCUACAACGCGUCCGGCCCACUCGUUCUCCCCUGCUCUGUAGACGAUUUUCUUCACCUCCGAUGGCGGAUUCGGAGAGAGCACUCCGGCGCCGGUGGAGGACACAGCCAUCACCGGCGUCCCCUCCCUCCAGCUUCUCUUCUCUCAUUCUAUUCAUGUUAA
Molecule: messenger RNA, 327 nt
Organism: Striga hermonthica
Lineage: Eukaryota; Viridiplantae; Streptophyta; Magnoliopsida; Lamiales; Orobanchaceae
Source: the annotation of a GenBank genome assembly